AUGCUGCUGUGGCUGACCCUCGCUGUCCUGUGUAGCACCGCCUGCUGGGCAGAUCAGAUGUAUGGGAAUGCAAGAGGCACAUACUUCAGCUCCACUCCAGACAAUACAAAUGACAUAUCUGGGAUCCGGGUGUCCGUAAGUCCUAUAGGCAUAAUUAGGAGUGUCCAGCUGAGAUAUGGUUCCAACUGGAGCAGAAUAUAUGGCGUCUCAGGUGGGCGGGCCCAGGAAUUCCUCCUGGGGCCAGAUGAAUACAUUAUAGGGCUGGUUGGCUCACACAGGAUCUACAUCCGCUACCUGGUUGUCUAUACCAACUUGGGGCGCUGGGCCCCAUUCGGGAAAGAAAGUGGCUACACCUUCACCGCCUCCCCAAGCGACCCCGGCAAGAUACUCACAGGAAUCUUCGGCCGGAUCCAGGCCCUUGGCAUCACAGGCAUUGGUCUUAAGUGGGACUAUCCUCUAAGUGUACCUCCCUCACAACCACCCACCACAGCCCAGAAUAAGGAAAAGGAAAAAACUAGCUGA
Pipistrellus nathusii (Nathusius's pipistrelle) is the source of this 522-nucleotide messenger RNA. Lineage: Eukaryota; Metazoa; Chordata; Mammalia; Chiroptera; Vespertilionidae. The record is from the annotation of a GenBank genome assembly.